AUGGCCGCCAACGAAAGCAAACCUGGGGAUUUUCUCUCUGGUUCUACUGAAGACAAGCUUAGCUGGCAGCUGCUGCCUCCAUCAGAGUUUGAGAAGCCUGUAACUAGAGAUGUGGACAGAGCCACUCACCGGCACCAAGUACACAGCAAGUGUCAUGUUGAAUGGCCUGACACAGGUAUCAUGUUGUAUGGCCUGACACGGGUGGCGCCACCGUGUGCUCACCCGAAGAAGGAUUACGUAGAUGAGCUGAUACAGCGGCAGGCUGGGGAGAUUGUAGAGCUGAGGUCAGAGGUCAUGAAAAUCCACCUGGCUUAUGAGCAAGAUACUGCAGACUGGAAGGCCAGAUUGUCACUGCUGGAGGAGGAGCAUGCAGCAGAAGUCAGGCGAUUGGAGAAAAAUCUGGCUAGUGUGGAGGAGGAACGUGACAUCAAACUUUGCAGACUCCAGGGUGAACUAGAGCGUACGUCCACAGACAAGCAGAUGCAGACCUCAGCUCUCCAGGAGAAGCUGGAGAGUACCAGAUUGUUGCUGGAGACACGUGUACACGACCUUGAGGAAGAACUGAGGUCGCUUCAACAUGACAGUGACAGCAGCAGACGACAGCUGGAGGCUGAACUCAGGCAGAAGAGCCAGCAACUGGAGGAGCAGUCGCAGCAAAUCUGCUGCCUGAAGAGCUACAUCUGUGACACAGAGGAGACACGCAAGCCUGCCUUGGCCUGGAAGAUGGAGAAAGAGGCAGUGGAUAACAAACUGAAGAUUGCUGAAGCAGAAAACCACAAACUGACCUCUACAAUCGAACUGAUGGAGGUCAGGUUUCAAGCUCUAAAGGAGAUUCUUUCUAUCCAGGAGCAAAAGCUGGAUAAGGCUAGAGUUGGUGUCACUGGGAAAGCUAAACAGGCCAGUUUACUUCUGACAUGUUGGAGAGAAAAGGUCUUCUCGUUGCUGGUGCGACAGUUGAUGUCAGACAUCUUGCACAAGGGGGACAUCCAGGGCCUGCAGCAGAAAAUUCACAGCCUGGAAGAUCAGCUGUCAGCAAGCCAGGCCCAGGUUCAAGUCCAGCAGCACUCUCUGGCAGACAAGCUGGCUCAGCUACAGAUUGAGCUCAACAAGAAUCAGAGACUACAAGAAGAAUGUGAGAACACUCACCAAGUUGCUGUCUGCCUGGACGACCAGUCCAAGCGGGACUAUCACAGUGUGGAGUUGCUGGCAGAGUUUGUGCACGAAAUGAAGAAGCAAAUGGAUAAGACCAUAGAGAUGAUGGAGCAGAAGUCCACCGAUCUGAAAAAAUGUGAUCAGCGGGUCAGCUUUGCCACAAACCGCAUGGAAUUUAUCAAAACCCAGCUGGCCAGGAAGUGGGCUCUUGCGGGCGGUGUUGCCAGGGGCACUGAGAAUCUGUUGCCGGUGUCACCUGGCGAUAGAGGCGAUUCCAGGGACAGUGACAAGCUUGUGUACCAGGAACUGGAGCAGCUGACACAGGAGAGAGAUACUCUGGCAGCACAACUCAGGGCAGACACAGAACACUGGUCAGUCACGGUGGCGGAGAUUAGGGCUCAGUUGACCAAAGAGGUGAGCUCAGUGAAAGAGAACAUGGCCGUCUUGGAGCAGCAGUUGCAGCUCAAGUUGCAGGAGUGUAGAGAGCUGGCGGAAGAGGUUGACAAUUUGAAGGAGGAUGUUCAGGAGAAGGACAACAGAAUCAAACAACUACAAGCGGAACUUUCUAGACAUGAACGAGGCAUAGAGCAUGUGUUGACAGAGCAAAGACUCCAAGAUGAACUCCACUGGCGGGAACAAUUGACUGACCUGGAGAGAAAACUCAAUGCUGCCAAACGAGAACAGGCCAAAGCUGUUGUGUCAUUGAGACAGAUGGAACAAAGCCACCAGCGCAGAUUACAACAGGCGGAAGAUCUCUUGCAGACAACAGAGCAACAUCUGAGACGGCAGAUAGAACAACUAGAAGCUCGCCUGAGAUCUGUGGAGAAGGAGAGAAACCUGAUGAUGGCCACUCUCAGACAGGAAGGCCUGCUUAGCCAGCUGAGGUCAGACCGAGGACAUUUGAUUCAUCUCCAUGAUGAGGAAGAGAACUGUAACAGAAACCAGAACCAGGAUGACGGUGGGGACAGUCAUGGAGGGCCCUCUGGGCAAGCUGAUGUGCCCAUGAUGGCUGGCUUUACUGACAGCAGCUGUGCUACAGUGAAACCAGGCUUCCUGCAUGGUAUGCGGGGCAUGCUUGUGUGUUAA
This is a messenger RNA of Candidula unifasciata, 2238 nucleotides long. The record is from the annotation of a GenBank genome assembly. NCBI's taxonomy places the organism in Eukaryota, Metazoa, Mollusca, Gastropoda, Stylommatophora, Geomitridae.